Tribolium madens (black flour beetle) is the source of this 860-nucleotide messenger RNA. RefSeq names its product protein D2-like. NCBI's taxonomy places the organism in Eukaryota, Metazoa, Arthropoda, Insecta, Coleoptera, Tenebrionidae. The transcript has 2 exons. The record is from RefSeq and is a predicted model, not a curated record. Bases 75 to 731 code for a protein of 218 amino acids.
GCACCUUGAUGAUAAAUUUGUUGUCGUUUCAGGUAAUUGACGUGUGAGGUUAAGGUGGGAUGCGGAUUAUUUAAAUGAUUUGUAAUUACCGUUGGGUACAGUUGCACACAAACCGGCACAAAAUGAAGAGUUUUAUCUGUGUUUUCUUUGUGUUAUUAGUUGCAGCAACUUCGAGCAAGUCGGAGGAUGUCGAGGCCUUCUCCAAACUCGAAAUAACCCCCGACGUGGUCCACGUGGCCCCCUCCAAACUCCUCAAAGUCGAGUACAAGAAAACCAACAAGGAGGUGCACCUGGGCAACGAAAUAGCCCCCAAAGAUGUCCGCGACGCACCCACCGUCACCUACAACGGCGACCCCCACGCCUUCUACACCCUGGUUAUGAGCGAUCCGGAUGCCCCCAGUCGCAAAAACCCCAAAGCCAGGGAAUGGAACCACUGGUUGGUGGGCAACAUCCCCGGAUCUGACCUUUCCAAAGGCCAAGUUUUGACGGAAUACGUGGGCGCCGGGCCCCCGAAAGACACCGGAUUGCACCGCUACGUCUUCCUUUUGUUCAAACAGCCCGGGAAAAUCACCUUCCAGGAGGAGCACAAGAGCAACACUAACGGAAACAGGGCCAAAUUUUCAACAGAAAAUUUCGCAAAGAAAUACAAACUGGGAAAUCCGGUCGCUGGAAAUUUCUAUCAAGCCCAAUAUGAUGAUUCUGUCCCUGCUCUACACAGCCAAUUACAUUAAAAGGGUGAUUGGUCUCUAUAAUUUUGAUUUUUUUUAGUAUUCAUUUACUAUUUGUACUUAUUUUGCUAAUUUAAUUGCUUCUUUGUCAUGUAUUUGCGAAAUAUUGUUUUAAUAAAAAAUAUGACUGGA